AAACUUAUUAAAUAGGUAGUAGAAUGUCUCCAGCUAUAAGUUAGAAUGGCUUCACAGGGAUUCUCGAAAAGGAGGGGAAUUGAAAAUGGAUGGAAUUUAAAUCCGAAUUCAUUGGCAUUCCGAUAUUUUUUAACGAUAUCUGCAGCCUCGAUCUCCGAAACCGCCACAUAUCCACUGGACUUGAUCAAAACGCGUCUGCAAAUCCAGAAAUUGUCUGUUGCUUCCAAGACCCAUAAUCAUCCAAAAGCUCAUCUAAAUGCAGCUGGACCAAAGUAUCACGGAGUUGUUUCGAUUUUCAUGCAAAUUGUGAAGAAAGAGGGUUUGUUCAGACUGUGGUCGGGUCUUCCGCCUGCAGUGUAUAGACACAUGAUUUACUCCGGAUUUAGGAUAAUGACCUACGAGAAGUUUCGAGGACUUCUAGGCCAAAAUGAAGACGGAAGUUUUUCAAUCUGGAAAUCGUGUGUAGCUGGGUCAACAGCGGGAGCCCUUGGCCAAUUAAUUGCCAGUCCCAUGGAUCUGCUGAAGGUCCAGAUGCAGACUGAAGGAAUCAGAAGGCUAAAAGGCGAACCGGUGCGAUUUCGCAACAGCUUGCAUGCCAUGAGAGUGUUGCUUAGCGAGGGAGGUGUGCUUGGAUUGUGGAGGGGCUGGCUUCCUAACUGCCAAAGAGCUGCUUUAGUCAAUCUUGGAGAGCUAGCAACGUAUGACCAGGUGAAACGCAAACUGUUAAUUGACUUCUCGAUGAAAGACAAUGCUCUAACUCAUUCCUUAUCAAGUGCUGCAAGUGGUCUGGUGGCAGCUUUGGUGGGAACUCCUGCCGAUGUGAUCAAAACGAGAAUCAUGAACCAACCUGUAGACCAAAGUGGAAAACCCCUAGUGUACAAAGGCGUUGUAGACUGCCUGAGGAGAACAGUGGGAGAGGAAGGUGUGUUAGCCCUCUGGAAGGGAUUCGUGCCCAUCUGGUCUCGAAUGGCACCCUGGUCUCUCGUGUUCUGGAUCAGCUACGAGAAGAUCAGAUACUUUGCUGGCGUACCAUCUUUUUAGAACCAAACAAUUAUCUUGCCCGCUCACUCACAUUGCUAAUUUUUAGCUAAUUAUUUGGGCUCAUGGGCAUUCAAUACGUGCUCUCUUAGUAACCAAUGAAAACUGAAGACCAAAAACUGCUCUAAAGAGUUUGCAGACUUUAUUUAACUAUUUGUGCUUUACAUAUGUGCAGAUUUUAUCUAUUCUUUUUUAUUCAUUAUGCAAGAAUGUGUAUACUACAUAUGAAUUCAAUGUAGUUAGAUAGGGUAUAAUAAAGUCGAUAAUAUAGUUUUA
Messenger RNA from Symsagittifera roscoffensis, 1314 nucleotides. RefSeq names its product mitochondrial uncoupling protein 4-like. The transcript is spliced from 10 exons. Gene Ontology annotation, biological process: response to cold. The record is from RefSeq and is a predicted model, not a curated record. Gene Ontology annotation, molecular function: transmembrane transporter activity. NCBI's taxonomy places the organism in Eukaryota, Metazoa, Xenacoelomorpha, Acoela, Convolutidae. The coding region runs from base 46 to 1041 and encodes 331 amino acids.